Messenger RNA from Anopheles funestus (African malaria mosquito), 1691 nucleotides. RefSeq names its product protein-cysteine N-palmitoyltransferase Rasp (gene rasp). Gene Ontology annotation, molecular function: palmitoyltransferase activity. Gene Ontology annotation, biological process: protein palmitoylation. Gene Ontology annotation, cellular component: endoplasmic reticulum. Bases 213 to 1691 code for a protein of 492 amino acids. The record is from RefSeq and is a predicted model, not a curated record. NCBI's taxonomy places the organism in Eukaryota, Metazoa, Arthropoda, Insecta, Diptera, Culicidae. The transcript has 2 exons.
AUUCCUUUGUUGCAGGAUGCAUUCAAAAGUAAACAAAUAGUUUCUGCUGUACAAUCGCCGGUCAUGGUAAAGAUCGGAUCAAAAUCGACAAUUUUCAUUCAUUUACUUUUUGUAUUUAAUCGCCAAAUCAUAGUUGGCGAUAAUAAUAAUGAAGGUUUAGUGACACAUUUUCAAGACAGUGAUCAAAGUGACCUUAUAAAUGGUGUUUCGAAAUGGCGCACAAGCCUUCCAAAGAACUGUUCGGUUGUGCGGCACUCUACGUUGGAUGUUUACUAUACUCUUUUUACAAAAACUAUGAAUUAAGCAAUGAAAACUUGGAAAACUACCACACACUCGACACCGGUUGGUUCAUAUUCAAAAACCGACGACGUGACGAUUUCGAUUGGGAAUGGGAACAUUACAUCGGGUUCGUAGAACGGCACGGGCUAUAUUUCCUGGUACACGUCGUUGUGAUGGAACUUUCUCGCCGUGUUUGCGCUAAGCAUACUUCCACCAUUCUAACGAUAUUUGGAUUGAUUGUGAUUCUUCGCAUGUACAACGUGCCAGUAUUAACAGUGAUACUAGUUCAAAGCUUAUCAUUCUAUUACGGUAAUCCAGCAAAGUACUAUCGGUGCACUAUUUGGCUGAAAACAUUCCUGUGGAUUGCGGUUAUUAAUUACUUCAAGGUGUGGUACUUUUACGACAAGCUAAAUGUACACUUCAACAUCCACAACGAUCAACUGCUGGAGCUGAGCCUGAUCACUUCGUGGAACGUGAUUAAGUGCACCAGCUUCUGUCUGGACAAGGGCCGGGAACCAUCAACGAAAGAGCACUAUGGUUUGCGUGAUCUGAUGGCUUAUUUGUUGUACUUUCCGCUUCUCUUAAUGGGACCCGCCAUAGUGUAUAGCCGGUUCAAAACGCUCCACAGCCAUUUCCAGCAUGAACUGGAACCAAACAGCUUUGUCUACCGCAUGUGGAUACUGGCGAAACGAUUAAUGAUGGCAUGGUUUUGGGCGCUGGUCAUGCUGGCAGGACAACAUUUCCUCUAUGUGAAUCUCAUCCAGCAAGAUCUGGUACUGCUACGACACGUUAAUCUUUGGGCACUGUAUGGCCUGGGUUUUCUGAUGGGGCAAUUUUUCUGCAUCAAAUACGUCGUGUUCUAUGGUGUCGGCAUAGCGUUUGGUCGCUUCGAUGGCAUUGAUAUGCCGGCCAAGCCAAUAUGCAUUGCAAGAGUGAAUCAGUACUCGGACAUGUGGAAGUUUUUCGAUCGAAGUUUGUACGAGUUCCUGUUCAAGUACAUCUACACCGAACUGUGCACGAAAACGUCCGGGCUGCCGCGAAAAAUUCUUGCCAGUUUAGCCACCUUCGCGUUCAUCUAUAUCUGGCACGGGGUGUUUCUGUUCAUCCUCAUAUGGUCACUGAUAAAUUGGGUUUGCAUUUUGCUCGAAAGGCUGGUAAAUCACUGCACACCGGCCGACAGUCGCUGGCGUGCAAUUAUCGGUACGCAUGUGUUCAUACCCUCGGUGCUGUCGAACUUUUUCUUUUUUGCCUCCGAAAGCGUGGGCUUCAUCUACCUCCAGCGCACCUACACCGAGAGCAUCAGCAACUAUCUAGGCUUGUAUGUGGCCUCCUACUGCUUCUAUCAAACUGGGCAACUAGUGAAGAAUCUACAAACGAACUAUCGUGCUGACGAAGAACGACGAACGAAAUGA